Acanthamoeba castellanii str. Neff is the source of this 996-nucleotide messenger RNA. RefSeq lists its product as uncharacterized. Lineage: Eukaryota; Discosea; Longamoebia; Acanthamoebidae. Gene Ontology annotation, molecular function: protein binding. The coding region runs from base 1 to 996 and encodes 331 amino acids. The record is from RefSeq and is a predicted model, not a curated record. The transcript is spliced from 8 exons.
AUGGGGCAUGCGGCGACCUCAGCGGUGAUCAGCACUGUCGAACCCGGCACAGAGGGCGGAGUGGAAGAGGAGGUCUUCCAGAGCAAGGAGCUCAUGAGUAUGGUUGUUAGUCUAUCGGACAUGUCCAUCACCGACCUCUCCCGCUUUGCUUUGGUCUGUCGGCGGUGGCGGGACGUGGCGCGAGACCCGCUCUUUCCCUUCCGGCUGAGCCAAGCCCUUUGCGUCGGCACCAUCGAAAAGGACGUCCGGCCAGAGUUCGUCUGGCUCUCCACACUCCGCAGCGAGAGGGUGGUUUCUGCGUCGGCUGGAGGCAGUCAUUGCCUGUUCCUGACCAGCUCGGGCCGCGUCUACGGGAUGGGGACCAACGCCCAGGGGCGGCUCGGUUUGAAUCACAGCGUGCACGCGUGUCGAUCGCCCGAAUUCGUGAGCUCGCUCGGUAAGCCGGGCAAGGUGUUCGCCUUCGGCAGCAACACAAACGGAGAGCUCGGUCUGGGGACCAACACGUCGCCCGUGACGCCUGUCAUCCUGGGCCAUGGGGACGAGGCGUGCCUGAUGACACCCAAGCCGAUCGCUGUGAGCGAACAUGAUGAGCAGCUCUACGCGUGGGGCCGGAACGAGCACGGCGAGCUCGGCCGGAAGGACAAAUCGAACCAAUCCCUGCCCACGCCACUGAAGGUGGGGCAAGGCGAACCCAUCGAUUCCAUCACAACGGGGACGUGGCACUCGCUGGUACUCACUAAGGAAGGAUGCUGCUACACGUUUGGCACGGGGCGAGCCAGCCUGGGCAGCAAGGAUACGGCCUGGCAGCCCACGAUCGUGCCCGGUCUGGAGGACCAGAAGGUGAUAGCCAUGGCCGGCGGCGAUGAUCACAGUCGAAUAGGAAGACAUAACGGAGACGCACUGACCCGCGCCGAGCGCCUGGGAGGUGGGCUUGGCAACAAGGGCCGACCGUUCGCCGUCACCGCCGGCGACAACUUCAGCGUGGUGCUUCUCUAA